Molecule: messenger RNA, 5187 nt
Organism: Coccidioides immitis RS
Lineage: Eukaryota; Fungi; Ascomycota; Eurotiomycetes; Onygenales; Onygenaceae
Product: HEAT repeat protein
Exons: 10
Coding region: 46-5073 (1675 amino acids)
Biological process (GO): tRNA methylation
Cellular component (GO): cytosol
Source: RefSeq, a predicted model, not a curated record
GUUUGCUCCAUUUCUUUUCAUCUUUUCUUUUUGCUACCCUACACAAUGGGGCCUACGGGGACAGAGGGAUCUCACGACCCCGCCAGGGAGUUUUGUCUGGAGUCAUAUUUUCUUGAUAGAGAGGUUUUCGUCGUUCCUGAACAGGUCCUAAAGGACAUCACCAAAGGCCCGCUGCGCUCUUUUAUAUUGCAAUCUCGGGAUAUCCAGCAAUUAUUGCAAGUCUGGAAAUGUCUUCUUCAUACAUUUGCAGCUGCCAACCUGCCCGGGUCGCAUAAUACAGCCAUUUGCAAUGCUGUCAGCGCAUAUCUAGAGUCGGCCUUGAAAUCUGACUAUGAGGAGCUCCGCCACUUUGUGCUGUCCAAAGAAACCUGGAUAUCUGUCUUCGAGGACUUCUUGGACCGCUAUCAGAAUGGCCGACCCAAGCCCAUGAAACAGGUCCUUGGCACCCUGAUCAUGAUCCUUUCAAAGUACAUGGACGCUGCUACCUCUAGACUGGUGUGCGAGCACAUAGCCAGGAUUACCGUCCCGACUAUUAUUCUGUUUGAGCCUCGCUCAAGGUUAAAGGCGUCUCUCGUUUCACUGGAGUCCCUCAUCCGAAAAGAGGCCGUCAACGUGGUGGACUGGCUUCAUUCGGCGGAAGAGUGGCUAUGGGCCAACCAUUCAAGCUGGAUCCCGCUCCUGGGCGAAUAUUGUACGGACCUCAAAGUACCUUUAACCCGUCUUGCGGAUGAGGAAACCAGGCGGGAUAUUUCACCAGGGAGUUUACAUCUAUAUGCCGCCCGCAUAUUAUGCCUAGUGCUUCUACUAAAUACUCAUAACCGGGAUAUUUCGCUCCCUGCAGGAAUGCUAUUUUCCCAGUUGUGCUGCCGACUUAAAUCCGUGGCGGCCGCCUAUGAGUUUCGGUAUUACGCAAAUGACGACCCCUUUUGGGUUGCACCGUUAAAAUAUGUGUCUUUAAUGAAUCUGGACUGUUUAGAUCCCAUAGCUAACCAUGUUCUUUUCCCUCUUUUCAAAACGGAGCCAAAGGACUUCCUGUCCUUCGUAAGCACUCUACCCCUUGAUAGCAUUCGUUCAAAAACACGCUCUAAAGCUUCGAAUGAAGAAUAUACUCUUCUCUUCGCCAUUCUUGAGCGUGGAAAGGAGCUAGGGCUGGUUCAUGACAAAGAGGAUCUCGAAAAACUUAGUCCGGCCGUUGCCAAAUCGUCAAUUUUGUUGGAUUCGAGAGACUACAAGCAUUUCUUGGUCCACGCAGAUGAGAAUAUAAGGAUCCCUGCCUUAUCAUUGCUCACAACAGAUCCAGCUACUGCAAAGCCAUUUUCCCCAUUCACAUUCCAGAUCCUCACAGACACCCUCCCGUACAUACACGCAGAAACGGACUCCAACACCCGGAGUCAGCUUCUUAGUAUUUUAAGGAGGCUAACUAUUAGACUUCGAGGCAGCUCCACCACGAUUCAAGCACCCUCUGACGGCAGUCCUGAAUUGGAAAAUGCCCAACUAAAUCAAAAGGUUAUUACCACACCGAAUGCCAAAACAUUUUUAUAUUGGUAUAUCGACUUCCUCGAAAAUGAGCUUCGCCCCACUGCCUCAUAUCAAAGACAUAUUCUAGCUCUCAAAGUUUUCUUGUUGUUGUUGCAGUCCGGAGUCGACAACCGAAUUGACCGGGCGCAUUUCUCUAAACUAGGCCAGGAACAACAAACUUGGCGCUUCACCAUAGAAGUAUUCAGACCCGGCCUAUUCAGGGCUAUUGCAGACUUGCUGCUUGAUCCAUAUGACGAUGUUCGAGAGGCAUCGAUGAUGCUUCUUCGCUUAUUCCCUGGCGGCCUCCUCCAAACACGUUCGGAAGCUACUGGCCCAAGCCCCUACUCACAGUUAGUGGCCGCUGUCUCAAGAGCUGAAGAUAUGGCGGGUCAUACUAGUAGAGCCGAUCACUCUGACACUGUUGGCCGGCUGCACCGUCUUCUAUUUGAUUUUGCUGGAGUUAUUGAUAUCGACUCAAGUCCGAAUAGGACCCCGUAUGGUAUUGUUGAUAACUUGCUUUUGAAUUUAGAGCAAAGCAUUUCUUGUUCGGUGAAAUCAUUCCAUGCUACACUUCACAAUACCCCGCUUCAAGGACAUGUCUCCGCCUUAAGGUAUAUUGUCGGAACACCCAAUUUUCACGCUAUCGUGUCUUCUUCUCAGGACUCGGUCUCGGCUUGGUCAUCUUUCCUCAAACGGAUACUUUCAAUUUGCUCCAGAAUUUGGUUUGGUGUUCAAGACGUACUCUGUGUUGAUUCACCGGAGCGAGAGCAUGAGAAUCCGGAUGAAGACCUAGCGGGCCCCAAAGAUAUUCUCUCAUUCUCAUGGCGGGCGUUGCGUGAAUCAAGUCUAUUACUUAACGCUAUUUUGAUAAAUACGACGUUUGCUCCCAGCGGUUCCCAAAACGGAAUUGGAUACGAGACACUUUCAAAAAUAGGUAAACUGAGUUUCGAGCAACUAGCGGAAUUGAGACACAGGGGUGCUUUUUCUACCGUCUCUCAGACUUUCGCCUCCUGCUGUUUACGCUGCUUCCAGUCUGAUGACGCUGCAACAAGGGCGUUACCGGCUGCAUGGUAUAAAGAUACCGUUGGAAUUAUCUACGAUCAAGCGUCCAGGCUCACCCGAAGAUCUGCUGGUCUUCCAGCUAUAGUCACCGGAAUAGCCACAUCUCAGCCAGGGGGGAACCUAUUCCGACAAAUCAUGGAGGAGCUCCAAAAUAUCUCUCGGACAAGCCCCAUGGAGACAACUGAUAAGCCCGAUUUGGAAUUACCCCAAGUCCAUGCAUUGAACUGCCUGAAAGAUAUCUUUACAAAUACCAACCUCGCCCAAAGUACGGAGCCAUAUGUUAUGCCAUCCUUAAAUAUCUCAGCCAAUUGUCUUGGGUCAAAUAUUUGGGCAAUUCGUAAUUGCGGCUUGAUGCUGUUUCGCUCGUUAAUAAAUCGGAUGAGCCGCCCAACCCCAGAAUCUCGUCGUGGGAUAUUUAUAAUGCCUGGUUCGGAUUCUAACCACAGCGUUCCAUUUGAGAAGUAUCACGGAUUAGUGCCACUAUUAUCCGGCCUUUUAGAUACUCCUGUGUCUAAUGAGAAGGAUCAUGAAUCCGAAGCAUCUAGGGGCUGGGAUCUCUCCAUACUCACUGAGCGGGUCUUCCCUGCGCUUGAGCUGAUCGGAAAUAAGGCACCUGCUCGUCCUUCUAGUGAUGAUGAUAUCUUAAAAAGGUUAGCCCUAUCCCAAUUCUCAAAUCCCGUUUGGGGAAUAAGAGAUCAUGCGGCGAGGACGUACGUCACUUUGGUGAAAAGGGCAGACCUGCUGCAAACCGCCCAAGAGCUUUCUAGCCCCGAACUACGAACUCAACUACCAAAUCAAGUACAUGGGUUACUCUUGUGCAUAAAAUAUUUGCUUCAGAAGCUAUGGGAGUCUCCUGCUGGUUAUUGGUGUGGUAACAUCAACGAUAUAAUGGGCAUAAUUGAGAAUGUCUUCAGGAGCUUCUAUGAUUCUAAGCUAGCGCCCUAUAUAAAAGCCUGUCUUUUUGAAAUAGUAGCGAAUAUUUUGGAGGCGAGCAUUGGAUGUGGACAGGAAGACAAAGUACUGCCUUGUUGCGAUUAUAUCCUCAAAGGUUAUCUAACCGAGCAGCUCCUCGGUAAGGCUUUGGAAUCCAGUUCAGGAUCUUCGAUUUCCCGAUCGUCAUCACUCUUAGUGCGGUUCCUUUCCUUCGAUCUUGUCUUUUUGAAAGUAUUGAAGGACUCCCCGGAGGAGGUAGCGCAAUUCCUGGAAGCUAUCUCAGUCGCAGAUAUAGACGGUGCUCACUGGGUGCUGGAUCGACUUCAUCGAUGCUUCCGUUAUUGUGCAGCCCUUCAAUUAAAUUCGAUUAAGCUAUAUAAAUGUGCAAUUGAGAUAACUCAGUCGUCACUACUAAAAACCGCGGCGAUGUCUUACCUUGCAGAAUCGCUAGAGAGCUUUUACGAACGGAAAACACAACUCCCCCCCGAACUCCAGUUUCUCAAGCGCUGGGCGAAAUCUGUGGACUUCUUUACGGAACAGAGCGGCGCUCCACUCUGGGACCGCGCCAGGUUCAAUGCUUCGAUCCAUCUGGCAGGAUGUUUAUUUCCCCUCCGAGUUGAUUCAACCGUAGCGUUGGAAUCUUCUACUAAGUUGAGGUCUGAUUUACGGAAGAUGGCUCAGACAUUGUCGUCCGCCUUGGCGGAGGAAACAGAAUUCUCAACGAGGUAUUCUGCAAUUUGUGCUAUGAAGUGCCUUAUCCUCGGACUUGAAAGAAUGGAUGCCUACAGUCCCUAUUCAGCUUCUUUCAUUGAAAUUUACUUUCUUUUAUAUGAUAUGUUAAACGACGAUGACGAAGAACUACGAGAUGCUUCCACUCAUAUCGCAUCAAACUUUUUCUCCGAUUUGCUCCCAACUCCGGAAUUGCCUCUCACAACAAACGUGACGCUUGCAAGGUUCGUCACCCAGUUUUUCCCUAUAUCUCACAAAGUCUUCGAAGGUGCUCUCUUCCGUUUUAUGGGAAAUAGAGGCGAUAAAGUCUCAUUCACCCCCAUUCGAGAUCAGCUUAAUGAACUUCAAAAGGAGAGUACAGUUUUGUUCCUUGAAGAGAAGCAAAACCUUUAUAUUGACGAAGUUCGAGAGAUUGAAAUAUGGUCCAGUGUCCUUGCUCAACUAGACCAUAGCGGUCCCCCAACAGAUCUGGGCCUGAAGUUUGUCUCCUGGGUGUGUGAAGGUUUAUCAGAACUACGUGAGGAGCUGCGUAAAAAGCAAGCUAGGGGUAUAUUGGGAUGGAUGUCAGGCCCAGAUGCCUUAGCCAUGAGUAUGCGUCUCAUCCAUGGUGCAAAGGUUCUACUUGCUACGAAUGCGUUUGGUUGCCCUGCGUACAAGACUUCUACAAUCCAUGAUACACUUCAGGAUAUGUUGGAGAUUGGUGAAAGUGCUGGAAUAUAUGAGCCUUGGAUUGCAGCAGUCGAGAAUGCGCUUAAUCAAAAAAGCACAAGUUAUGGCAGCAGUUUACAAGCCAGCUUCAAUGCUGUUAGGACAAGUCUAGUAAUACGUUAAAGGAUUCCGCAGCUGGGUGUUUCCAGUGUUGUGUUGUUAUUUGAGACUCCCUCAGCUUACUUGCAGUAUUCGCGUCCACCAUAGCAACAAGCAUAAAAAGGUUAUAACUUCUUG